CGUCGCCCUGGAGCCGCAGAUCGCGGUGCCGCCGCCCGGACCCGCUCACAGUCACUGUGCCGCCGCCCGGUCGGGCCUAUCCCGCACCCAACCAUGUUCUCCUAUGAGUAUGUGACCCCGGAGCAGCUCGCCGGCUUCGACAAGUACAAGUACAGUGCAGUGGAUACCAAUCCGUUAUCUCUGUAUGUUAUGCACCCAUUUUGGAACUCUGUAGUUAAGAUAUUACCUACGUGGUUGGCUCCAAAUCUGUUGACCUUCUCUGGUUUCAUGUUACUGGUUCUUAAUUUUUUUAUGUUGGCCUAUUUCGACUUUGAUUUUUAUGCUUCAGGUGUAGGCCAUACACAUGUUCCCAGUUGGGUAUGGAUUGCCGCAGGUUUGCUGAACUUUACCGCAUAUACACUAGAUGGAGUUGAUGGGAAGCAAGCGAGGCGAACCAACUCCAGUACGCCUCUUGGUGAACUCUUUGACCAUGGUUUGGACAGUUGGGCCUGUAUAUUUUUUGUAGUUACAGUCUACUCCAUCUUUGGACGAGGGGAGGCAGGUGUCAGCGUCCUCACACUUUUCUUCAUUCUGUGGGUCGUACUGUUUUCAUUCAUACUGUCCCACUGGGAAAAAUACAACACAGGAAUUCUUUUCCUUCCGUGGGGAUAUGACCUUAGUCAAGUGACCAUCUCUAUUGUUUAUGUGAUAACUGCUGGAGUUGGGGUUGAGACCUGGAAUGGACCCAUCUUCCUUAAUUUUCAUUAUCGAGAUCUCUUCAGUAUCAUGAUCCUGGGCUGUGCCUUUAUCAUCACGCUUCCUGUUAGCUUGUAUAAUGUUUUCAAGGCAUAUAGAUCAAACACACUGAAGCAGAACUCAUUCUAUGAAGCCAUGCUGCCAUUUGUGUCGCCACUAUUGCUUUUUGGUCUCUGCAGCCUGUGGGUCUUGAUAUCACACUAUGAUAUCAUAGAGAAACAUCCAAGAAUAUUCUACUUUAUGGUUGGCACAGCAUUUUCUAACAUUACGUGUAAACUCAUAGUUUGUCAGAUGAGUAACACACGUUGUCAGACGCUCAGCUGGCUUCUCCUGCCCUUGGUUACUGUUGUAAUCCUGGUAAUCUCUGGUCUAGUACGAAACAAAGAAUAUCAUCUCCUUAUGAUUCUAACUACAGUAAUAUCACUUGCGCAUAUUCACUAUGGAGUUUGUGUGGUGAAUCAGUUGAGCAAACAUUUCAACAUCUAUGCUUUCUCUCUGAAGAAACUAAACAAAGAAUGACUAGAGGAGGAAGAGAAAAUUGGCUUACAGGCUUCUGAAGUAUUGUAAAGUGUGAUCAUUCCACAAGCCUGUUGAUUGCUUCAUACCAUCACCGCAAUCUGCACCCCACCCACCACCACCAUCAAUGGAAAACAGAACUUUCAGAUGGACCCUUCACAAGUAUUAAAAUAUUGUUUUAUAAGAUCUUUAUAAAUAAUUCAAAAAGUUUGAUUGAUUGGAGUUAAGUAUUUAAGUCAACUUUAAUUUGUGCACAAGUGGAGACCGACUGUGCACCUGGCUGGCACUGGAUAUUUUUGGUGAUGAUCCUUAAGGUUCUCUUAUACCUAUUGGAGUUUUUUGGUAGAGUAGAUGGUAUCCAAGAGAACAGGCAGCUAGUAACCGUUUCUUCAUACCUUGUGCAAAUUGACAACCUAGUCCUUGGGCAAAGCAAUUAUGUUAUGAUUUACUCGUUGAAAAUUUUAUUUUGGUCUUUCUUAAAUACACGCCUUGCAAACAAUCAUGGAUAGGUUAAAACCUCACUUGCCUUUGUAGUAUUUGUGUCAAAUUGAGCAAAAAUGACAUUGGAAAUUACAGAUUUUUAAAAUGAGGGGAUUACAUGAGAAUUCAGUAAAUUGGAGUUUUCUACAAACCAUGUUUGAAGGAUGGAUUUAAGGAACGCAUGGGUAUUGUUUGAGUAAGUUUUAAAAAAUUGCAUGGAGGAAAGAAAUGAAUUGGGUGAAAAUUUAAACUUGAUUCUUUCCCAAACAAAUCAAUCUCUGAAAUUAUUGUUCACUUUUUAAAAAAAUGUUUCAGAUGUUCAGUUUUGUGGUGAUGAAUGCAUGCCAAUUUUCUACUUUCUAGAUUUUUUUUUAAUUUAAUGGAGGAUUGUGCUUGAAUGAAGAGUUUACUAAAAGUCUUUGGACGAUGUAUACUUGGAGGGAAAAAGCACGAUUGACAGAAUAGUUGUGUUUAAUUUCGGUACAGAGAGCCACAUAAUUUGUACCUAAACUGUAGGAAAGGAACACAUUCUGUGUGUUUUCACAUGAUGUUCGCAGUCACACUAAAGAAUCUUCAAGACAAAUCUGCAGUCCUGUUUAUAUUUUAAGAACCUACAUACAGUACUGUAUUUUGUUAAUUGGUGUUGUAGGACCAUUAUGUUGUGGAGCACAAUUUAACCAACUGUUUCACAUAUGUAGUUAAUGUAUCCCUUUCACUGGUGAAGCUUGCCAUCAUAAAACAUAGCAAGAUUUAUUUUCACACUUCAGAUUUCUGUUUCUAAUAAUUUGGCCCAGAUGAAUAGUGCACCUAAAAUCGUGGAUUUGAGGUUAUUGAUUCUAUUGAAUUUAUUGCAUCAGUUCUGAAUUGGUUCCAGCCAGUUUAAAGCAGUUUACCAGAUCCCAACUGAAUUGAUCAUUAGGUUAAAAAUGAAUUUAAGACCUGUAUACUUGUAUAUAAACUGCAUUUUCCACCAGGUGCUGCUACCAUAAUGCACAAAUCAGAUCUCCAAUCAGAAAUUGGAUAUUGUAACUACUGAAUGUGAAUGGAUGUGUGUCUCAGGACAUGUACUAAUAUUUGUAAAUUCCAGUUGCUAUUCUUUGACCAACCCAAAUUAACCUGCAAUACUAAAUUGGAUGAAAGAAGUGAAAAUAUCCCACCUAAUGUUGCAUAUUGCUUUUUUGUUCAGCAGUAUCCACCUUCUGUGGAUUUGUAACUAUAAUCAUGUUUCCAAUUAUAGUUCAUGUUUUAGCUGUAAUGCUUAUUUCAGCUAUUUUUGUACAUACACAAUUGAUAUUGUUGAGGAGGAGCAUCUGAUGUUCUGCUUUUGAUGCAUUUCAGGAGGCUUGAAGCUAAAGUUUGGAACUUAAAUACCUAAGGAUUCAGUUCCACUUUCAAAGUUUCAAGCUAAAAAAAAACAACUUACAAAGUUCACUUCUAAUUCAUAUUCAUUAUCUUAUGGGACCCAUGACAGGUGAAAAUAGAUUACUGACCUGCAUUGCAUUUACUGAUCAGCACAACUUUGAAUAUUCAAAAGUCAUUUGUGCAAUAAUUCUAAAUCAGACCAAUUUUAUUUAUUUCAAUUCUUAAUUGAAAUUAAAAACGAGAUAUUGGGUCACCGUUGAAUCAUUUAUUUCAAACAAAACUACAAUGAAUUAACUCCCAGAAUUGAUCUGGCUGAUCUAAGUGGUCUAUACCAGCACAUACCAUCUGUGUACUCUCAAUCUAGACUUACUAGACAACCGUGACUACUUGAAAUGGUGCGAGAACCUAAUAAGGUACCUGCAACAUCCGUCUUUAAGAAGCCACGACUGGAAAGUGAUAAUGCAUGCACCUUUGUUUAAUACAGACUUAAAACAUGUCCAUGUCCAUUGUUUGGAUCUGAUUGUAAUUUAAUCAUCCUACUAAAAACAAUUCUUCAGAUAGCAUACAUGUGCUAUCAACUGAGAUGUUUACAUAAUUAUUGCAAGUACUAUUAAAGGAUCAGAGUUUGCAACUAUCAUGUAGCUGUGUAAAAUCAUUUUUCUUCCUGAUCUUUAUUGGCAAUUGUUCCAAUGCAUUGUAACUGAGCCUAGUAGAAGAUUACAAUAAUAAUCUGGAGUCAAUCACUGAGGCAUCUGCCAUUCUUAAAUGAACUCAGUCUUGCUAUAUUUCCAUAAUACAAAGCAAGACAUCGCUAGCCAACCAUUAUUGUACUUCUUUAAGUUGUUGCUUUAAUUUUUUUCCAAGGAUGAAAAAUAAAACUUGUCCAUUUGAAAUGAACGAACUAGAUACACAUGAAGCCUGUUUGAUAUAAAGAACAGCUCUGAUGACAUUACAGAUACAAAUAGCAUGACCAAUGUGACAUCAAAACCACAUCAUUGACAGAAAAAUGUUCUGACAAUGUGCUGUUUACAACAAAAUAUCUUUCAGAAAAUAGUGAUAAGGUUGCCUUUUAUGUACCUUAAAUCUAUGUAUAUAAUAAAUGUUUUUGGAAAUUAUGAA
Callorhinchus milii (elephant shark) is the source of this 4212-nucleotide messenger RNA. It is a transcript of the gene selenoi, whose product is annotated as selenoprotein I. The transcript has 10 exons. Gene Ontology annotation, molecular function: ethanolaminephosphotransferase activity. Lineage: Eukaryota; Metazoa; Chordata; Chondrichthyes; Chimaeriformes; Callorhinchidae. Gene Ontology annotation, cellular component: endoplasmic reticulum membrane; Golgi apparatus. Gene Ontology annotation, biological process: phosphatidylethanolamine biosynthetic process. The record is from RefSeq and is a predicted model, not a curated record. Bases 94 to 1254 code for a protein of 386 amino acids.